Tupaia belangeri chinensis (Chinese tree shrew) is the source of this 3400-nucleotide messenger RNA. It is a transcript of the gene MATN2, whose product is annotated as matrilin 2. Bases 24 to 2894 code for a protein of 956 amino acids. Gene Ontology annotation, molecular function: calcium ion binding. NCBI's taxonomy places the organism in Eukaryota, Metazoa, Chordata, Mammalia, Scandentia, Tupaiidae. The transcript has 18 exons. The record is from RefSeq and is a predicted model, not a curated record.
UGCCCCUCUUCCUUUUCUUGAAAAUGGAGAAGAUUCUGGUGGGCUGCUUUCUGCUGAUCCUUGGGCAGGUCCUCCUCCCUGCUGAGGCCAGGGAGCGGCCCCACCACGCCAGGUCCAUCUCUAGAGGCAGACAUGCUCGGACCCACCCCCAGACGGCCCUGCUAGAGAGCUCCUGUGAAAAUAAGCGGGCAGACCUGGUCUUCAUCAUCGACAGCUCCCGCAGCGUCAACACCCACGACUAUGCGAAGGUCAAGGAGUUCAUCGUAGACAUCUUGCAAUUCUUAGACAUUGGUCCUGACAUCACCCGGGUGGGCCUGCUCCAGUAUGGCAGCACUGUAAAGAACGAAUUCUCCCUCAAGACCUUCAAGAGAAAGUCUGAGGUGGAGCGUGCAGUCAAGAGGAUGAGGCACCUGUCCACAGGCACCAUGACUGGACUGGCCAUCCAGUAUGCUCUGAACAUCGCAUUCUCAGAAGCAGAGGGGGCACGGCCCUUGAGGGAGAACGUGCUGCGGGUCAUAAUGAUUGUGACAGAUGGGAGGCCACAGGACUCGGUAGCCGAGGUGGCCGCAAAGGCACGAGACACAGGCAUCCUGAUCUUUGCCAUCGGCGUGGGCCAAGUGGACCUCAACACACUGAAGGCCAUAGGGAGUGAGCCCCAUGAGGACCACGUCUUCCUGGUGGCCAACUUCAGCCAGAUGGAAUCGCUGACCUCAGUGUUCCAGAACAAGCUGUGCACCGUCCACGUGUGCAGCACCCUGGAGCAUAACUGCGCCCACUUCUGCAUCAACACCCCUGGCUCCUACAUCUGCAGGUGCAAGCAGGGGUACAUUCUCAACUCGGAUCAGAAGACUUGCAGAAUCCAGGACCUGUGUGCCACAGAGGACCAUGCCUGCGAGCAGCUCUGUGUGAACGUGCCGGGCUCCUUCGUCUGCCAGUGCUACAGCGGCUACCUCCUGGCAGAGGAUGGGAAGAGCUGUGUGGCUGUGGACUACUGUGCCUUGGAAAACCAUGGAUGUGAGCACGAGUGUGUAAACGCAGACAGCUCCUACUUUUGCCGGUGCCGUGGAGGAUUUGCUCUUAACCCAGAUAAGAAAACAUGCACAAAGAUAGACCACUGUGCCUCCCCUGAUCAUGGAUGCCAGCACGAGUGUGUUAACACAGAUGAUUCCUAUUCCUGCCGCUGCCUGAAAGGCUUUACCCUGAAUCCAGACAAGAAAACCUGCAGAAGGAUCAACUACUGUGCCCUGAACAGACCAGGCUGUGAGCACGAAUGCGUCAACACAGAGGAGGGCUACUACUGCCGCUGUCGCCGGGGCUACACUCUGGACCCCAACGGCAAGACCUGCAGCCGGGUGGACCACUGUGCGCAGCAGGACCAUGGCUGCGAGCAGCUGUGCUUGAACACAGAGGAGUCCUUCGUCUGCCAGUGCUCGGAAGGCUUCCUCAUCAAUGAGGACCUCAAGACCUGCUCCCGGGUAGAUUACUGCCUCCUGAGUGAGCAUGGCUGCGAAUACACCUGUGUCAACACAGACAGAUCCUUUGCCUGCCAGUGUCCGGAGGGCCACGUGCUCCGCAGUGAUGGGAAGACCUGUGCAAAAUUGGACUCUUGUGCUCUGGGGAACCAUGGUUGUGAACACUCGUGUGUAAGCAGUGAAGACUCAUUUGUGUGCCAGUGCUUUGAAGGAUAUAUACUCCGUGAAGAUGGGAAAACCUGCAGAAGGAAAGAUGUCUGCCAAGCAGUAGACCACGGCUGUGAACACGUGUGUGUGAGCAGGGGCGAAUCAUAUAUCUGCAAGUGCUUGGAGGGGUUCCGGCUUGCUGAGGAUGGGAAACGCUGCAGAAGGAAGGAUGUCUGCAAAUCAGCUCGCCACGGCUGCGAACACAUUUGUGUUAAUAAUGGCGAUUCCUACAUCUGCAAGUGCUCAGAGGGAUUCGUUCUAGCCGAGGAUGGAAGACAGUGCAAGAGAUGCACUGAAGGCCCAAUUGACUUGGUCUUUGUUAUUGAUGGAUCCAAGAGCCUUGGAGAAGAGAAUUUUGAGAUUGUGAAGCAGUUCGUCGCCGGCAUCAUAGAUUCCUUAGCAGUUUCCCCUAAGGCCGCCCGGGUGGGGCUGCUCCAGUAUUCCACACAGGUCCGCACAGAGUUCACCCUGAGAAGCUUCAGCUCGGCCAAAGACAUGAAAAAAGCCGUGGCCCACAUGAAGUACAUGGGCAAGGGUUCCAUGACUGGGCUGGCCCUGAAACACAUGUUUGAGAGAAGUUUUACCCAAGUAGAAGGGGCCAGGGCCCUCUCCGCACGGGUGCCCAGAGUGGCCAUCGUGUUCACCGACGGACGGGCACAGGAUGAUGUCUCCGAGUGGGCCAGUAAAGCCAAGGUCAACGGUAUCACUAUGUAUGCCGUCGGGGUAGGAAAAGCCAUUGAGGAAGAACUACAAGAGAUUGCCUCUGAGCCAACAGACAAGCACCUCUUCUAUGCCGAAGACUUCAGCACGAUGGGCGAGAUAAGUGAAAAACUAAAGAAAGGCAUCUGUGAAGCUCUAGAAGACUCUGAUGGAAGACAGGACUCUCCAGCAGGGGAUCUGCCAAGGCGGGACCACCAGCCAACAGAAUCUGAGCCAAUCACCAUAAAUCUCCAAGACCUACUUUCCUGUUCUAAUCUUGCAGUGCAACACAGAUACCUGUUUGAGGAAGACAAUCUUUCACGGUCUACACAAAAACUUUUCCAUUCAACAAAAUCUUCAGGAAGCCCUUUGGAAGAAAAACAUGAUCAAUGCAAAUGUGAAAACCUUAUCAUGUUCCAGAACCUUGCAAAUGAAGAAGUAAGAAAAUUAACGCAGCGCUUAGAAGAAAUGACACAGAGAAUGGAAGCCUUGGAAAAUCGCCUGAGAUAUAGAUGAAGGUUAGAAAUGCUCUCUGUAUCUGUACGUCAUUGUAUCAAGGACUUCAGCGAAAGCAAUUCAGAGCCCUGGAGCUGGAGCUAUUAAGUCUCUAAUAUUGUACAGUAAACAUAACCAGUAUUAAGAAAGCUGGUUUGUUGUAGAACAAAGACAGAAAGUAGACACUAACUUGUAUAAAAUUUAUUAAGGAAAAAAUCCUUCUCAAUUCAAAGAUGAGAUUACCAAGUGAAGAUAAAUAAGCUAUGCAAGGUAUUCUGUAAAAUACAGUGGACGUGAUUUGCUUCUGCCUCAUCCUGCCUUAGAGUGUUGCAAUCUCUUGGGACUAAAAAAUAAAGUUUGCACAGUCUUACUUCUGUGGAACACUGGCCAUAGGAAAUGCUAUUUUUUGUAUCGGACAUUACCUUGAUAUAUGUAUAUGGAUGUAUGCACAAACCCAUAGGACAUAUGUAUUUGUGUAACAAGUUGGAUUUUUUUUAUACGAUAUUAAAAUUCACUGCUUCAGAGAA